This is a messenger RNA of Mus caroli (Ryukyu mouse), 1254 nucleotides long. The record is from RefSeq and is a predicted model, not a curated record. Lineage: Eukaryota; Metazoa; Chordata; Mammalia; Rodentia; Muridae.
GUGACUUAUGAGGACGUGCAUGUGAACUUCACUCGGGAAGAGUGGGCUUUGCUGGAUCCGUCUCAGAAGAAGCUCUACAAAGAUGUCAUGCUGGAGACCUACAGGAACCUCAAUGCUAUAGGCUUUAAUUGGGAAGACCACAAUAUUGAAGAACAUCGUCAGAGUUCUAGAAGACAUGGAAGGCAUGAAAGAAGUCAUACUGGAGGGAAAACCUCUGAAUAUCCUCAAUGCAAAGCCUUUGCAUACCACUGUCAUGCUCAAAGGCAUGAAAGCAUUCAUAUUGAAAAGAAAUCCUAUGAAGUUAUUCAAUAUGUUGAAGCCUUUGCACAUCACAGUAGUCUCCAAAUACAUAAAAGAAUACAAACUAUCCAGAAUCCCUAUUUAUGUAAUCAAUGUGGUAAAGCCUUUGCAAAUCACAGUCAUCUUCAAAGGCAUGAAGUUAUUCAUACUGGAGAGAAACCAUAUGAAUGUAACCAAUGUGGGCAAUCCUUCCCAUAUCACAGGAGUCUUCAAAUGCAUGAAAGAAUUCAUACUGGAGAGAAACCCUACAAAUGUAAUCAAUGUGAUAAAGCCUUUACAAAUCACACUGGACUCCUAAGACAUAAAAGAACACAUAGUGGAGAGAAACCCUAUGAAUGCAACCAAUGUGGUAAAACCUUUUCUCAACACUAUAAUCUCCUAAUGCAUAAAAGAACACAUACUGGAGAAAAACCAUAUGAAUGUAAUGAAUGUGGCAAAGCCUUUUCAUAUCACAGGAGUCUUCAAAUGCAUGAAAGAAUUCAUACUGGAGAGAAACCCUACAAAUGUAAUCAAUGUGAUAAAGCUUUCUCACGACACACUGGUCUCCAACUGCAUAAAAGAACUCAUACUGGAGAGAAACCUUACAGAUGUAAUCAAUGUGAUAAAGCCUUUUCACAACACAGUCAUCUAGGAAUGCAUAAAAGAACACAUACAGGAGAGAAACCCUAUGAAUGUAGUCAAUGUGGUAAAACCUUUGCAUGUCACAGUCGUCUUCAAAGGCAUAAAAGAAUUCAUAAUGUAAAAAAAAAUUCUAUGAAUAUAUUUAAAAAUAUACAUACUGACAAGAAAUUCUCUGAAAAUAAAAAGUGUGGUAAAGCCUUUGCCCAGCACAGAUAUCUCAGGAAUGCAGAAAGGAGCACAUACUGGGGACACCUUAUGAAUGCACUCACAGGUCUAUAUUGUUCAUCCUCUACUGUACGUCACUUGGUGAUGGAUAGAUUUCUGCUGCAAUGA